Molecule: messenger RNA, 1186 nt
Organism: Erpetoichthys calabaricus (reedfish)
Lineage: Eukaryota; Metazoa; Chordata; Cladistia; Polypteriformes; Polypteridae
Product: retinol dehydrogenase 8
Exons: 6
Coding region: 35-967 (310 amino acids)
Biological process (GO): estrogen biosynthetic process
Cellular component (GO): cytoplasm
Molecular function (GO): estradiol 17-beta-dehydrogenase [NAD(P)+] activity
Source: RefSeq, a predicted model, not a curated record
CAGUUUACUGCAUACUUUGGAUAAAAGAGGUGCAAUGUCCUGCAGAAAUGUUCUUAUCACUGGAUGCUCUUCUGGAAUCGGCUUGGCCUUGGCUGUUCGGUUAGCGAAGGAUGAGCUGAAGAGGUUUAAAGUUAUUGCUACAAUGCGCAACCUGGAGAAACGAAAAGGGCUAGAAGAAGCAGCAGGAGAAGCAAUGAACAAAACGCUGGAAAUCAGAGAGCUGGAUGUAUGCAGUGAGGAAUCAAUCAAAGAGUGUGUCAACAGCAUCCCUGGGAGACAAGUAGAUGUGCUUGUUAACAAUGCUGGACUGGGAAUGAUCGGACCCUUGGAAACACAGAGUAUCAGCUCCAUGAAGACCCUUUUUGACACUAACUUCUUUGGACAGGUCAGAAUGAUAAAGGAAGUCCUGCCAGAUAUGAAGCAACGGAAGUGUGGGCACAUUGUGGUCAUGAGCAGCAUUUUGGGUGUCCAAGGCCUUUUGUUCAAUGAUGUUUAUUCUGCCUCUAAAUUUGCAGUAGAAGGGUUGUGCGAGAGCCUUGCAGUGCAAGCAAUGAAAUUUAAUAUCAAGAUGAGUCUCAUUCAACCUGGCCCCGUGACAACAGAAUUUGAGGCCAAGGUUUAUGAGGAUGCUGCCAAAAUUGAUCUCUCUGGUGCAGAUGAAGAAACAGCUGAAAUAUUUCAGCACAUUUACAUCCCAUAUUCAGAAAAAAUCUUUACAAUAGGACAAAGGCCAGAAGAAGUGGCAGAACAUACUAUGAAGAUCAUCACCUCCAACAAUCCUCCUUUUCGUCACCAGACCAAUCGUCUAUACGCACCCUUCAUUGCCCUUAAGCAAGCAGACCCCAGUGGCAAUCUGCCCCUUGAUGCAUUUUACAGGCUGACAUUUAGGCAAAAGCGUAUCUUCAAUGCCAGUCUUGGGCUGCUGCGUCUGUUGCUAAGGCGGAAGCAAAAAGAUGUGGACUCUUGAAGAGCAGUGACCAAAUCUUUGUGGUGCCAUAAACUGGCCCUAGAAAUAGCCUAGGUGGCUUACACCCUCCAGUCACUAGUAGAGCCUAAAACAAGCGUAGAGCUGUCCAAGGGUGACAGGAGACAAGUGGCUUUGUGACGGGAGUAUUAAUACAUUACUUCUAUGCCAUUCUUGGACUAGAAAGAGGGUAAAAAAGCCAAUUAAAGCCAACAGAAAACU